UCGUAAUAAAAAAUUCUUUUGUGAUAUAAAUAUUAUAUAAAAUUAUAUCGAUUCGGUUAGGAAGCUAAUCUGUCAUUUUAUACGAUAGGCAAAAAAAUUAUGAAUAUUUGUCAGAAUUAUAUAUGAUAUAUUAAUAUUUUUGAAUAAUUUAUACUACACAAAUGAAAUAAGUAUGAAAAAAAAUAAAAAUAUAUAGCAAAAAAGAAUAACUAUAUUUAUGUAAUAAAUAGAAAAGAUUGCGCAAUAAUAUAUAUCUAUUCAAUCAAUUUCUAAUAGUGUUCUAAUUAAGCAAUUUUUUUUAAAUUGUAUUUUAUGAAAAAUAGUUGAUUAUUUAGUUAACGUUGUUAAUUAUAUAUAUAGAUGAAUCCUCUUAUAAAUCGUACAAUUUUUUUUUGUGGACGACAUUCAUUUGGUUAUUUUAUAAGACAAUUUCGAAUAUCAUCUCAAAACAUGGUUAUCGUAGGUGAUAAAAUACCCACAAUUGAUCUUUUUGAAGAUUCUCCAACAAAUAAAGUGAAUCUUGCUAAAAUUUCAAAUGGAAAAAAAAUCAUAGUUUUUGGGGUACCAGGAGCUUUUACACCAGGAUGUUCAAAAACACAUCUUCCUGGUUAUGUACAAAAAGCUUCAGAUUUAAAAUCUAAAGGAAUUUCAGAAAUUUUUUGUAUUUCUGUAAAUGAUCCAUUUGUAAUGGCAGCAUGGGGUAAAGCACAAGGAGCAGAAGGCAAGGUACGUAUGUUGGCAGAUCCUGCAGCUCAAUUUACAGAUGCAUUAGAAUUAUCUAUAGAUUUACCAGUUCUGGGUGGAAAAAGAAGUAAACGAUAUUCAAUGGUUCUUGAUAAUGGAAUAAUUAAAGAGUUAAAUGUUGAACCUGAUAAUACGGGUCUUUCUUGUUCUUUGGUAGAAAAUAUUAAAUUGCAUUAAAAUAUUAAAAUUAUUAUUGAAUAUUAUUAAAUAUUAUUAAAUAUUAUGUAACAAACUUAUUACUUAAAAAAUUAUAAAUUGACUUUACAUAGGUAAAGUCUUUAAUAUUUACUCUUUAUGUUCAUAUGAUAAAAAAGUUGUAGCAUUAUAAUUUAUGCAAUAAAAUAUUAUAUCUCAAAAGUUUUA
Messenger RNA from Apis florea (little honeybee), 1107 nucleotides. It is a transcript of the gene Prx5, whose product is annotated as Peroxiredoxin 5. The record is from RefSeq and is a predicted model, not a curated record. Gene Ontology annotation, cellular component: cytoplasm; mitochondrion; peroxisome. Gene Ontology annotation, biological process: cellular response to oxidative stress; hydrogen peroxide catabolic process; cell redox homeostasis. Lineage: Eukaryota; Metazoa; Arthropoda; Insecta; Hymenoptera; Apidae. Gene Ontology annotation, molecular function: thioredoxin peroxidase activity.